AUGUCUCUGUCCUCUAAACUUGCAUAUCUGAGGAUGUGUCUGCAGGUCUUUUUCAGCACCCUCCCCCGCGCGGUGAAAAGUACUUAUUCAGCGGUGCGUUAUUGGAUAUGGGUUGGUGAUGCAGGUCUGCAGCAGACAGACGGAUGCUCCGGGGCACCGACCACGUCUCGGGACGGGGAGCUGGAUCCCAAAGAUGAAGUUCUCAGCGCAACAACGCCAACAAGCGUCAAUUAUCACUUUACACGCAAGUGCAACUACAGAUGUGGAUUUUGUUUCCACACCGCGAAAACGUCCUUCGUCCUACCUAUAGAGGAAGCAAAGAUGGGUCUCAAACUUCUGAAGGAUGCAGGUAUGGAAAAGGUCAACUUCUCCGGGGGCGAGCCUUUCUUGCACGACAGGGGGGACUUUCUGGGCCAGCUGGUCCAGUAUUGCAAACAAGAUCUCCAGCUCCCAAGUGUCAGCAUCGUCAGCAAUGGAAGUAUGAUCAGAGAGAAAUGGUUCCAGAAAUAUGGUGAACACCUGGACAUCCUGGCAAUAUCCUGUGACAGUUUUGAUGAGGAAACCAACCAGCUGAUUGGCAGAGCUCAGGGCCGGAAGAGCCAUCUGGACAACCUCCACAAGGUCCGCAGAUGGUGUCAGCAGUACAAAGUGGCAUUUAAGAUCAACUCUGUCAUCAACACCUUCAAUGUGGAUGAAGACAUGAGGGAAAACAUCACCCAGCUUAACCCCGUCCGCUGGAAGGUGUUCCAGUGCUUAUUGAUUGAUGGGGAGAAUGCGGGAGAGGAUGCCCUGAGAGAGGCCGAGAGGUUUGUCAUCAGCGACAAACUGUUUCACACCUUUCUGGGGAGGCACAGUGGCAUUAGCUGCCUUGUACCCGAGUCCAAUCAAAAGAUGAGGGACUCCUAUCUCAUCUUGGACGAAUAUAUGCGUUUCCUGGACUGCAGAGAGGGAAGGAAAGACCCGUCCAAGUCUAUCCUCGAUGUUGGUGUGAAGGAGGCCAUUCGCUUCAGCGGCUUUGACGAGAGGAUGUUUCUAAAAAGAGGAGGGAAAUAUAAGUGGAGUAAAGCUGACAUGCAGUUAGAGUGGUGA
This is a messenger RNA of Lampris incognitus (smalleye Pacific opah), 1089 nucleotides long. RefSeq names its product radical S-adenosyl methionine domain containing 2 (gene rsad2). Gene Ontology annotation, biological process: defense response to virus; positive regulation of immune response. The coding region runs from base 1 to 1089 and encodes 362 amino acids. Gene Ontology annotation, cellular component: lipid droplet; endoplasmic reticulum membrane; mitochondrion. The record is from RefSeq and is a predicted model, not a curated record. NCBI's taxonomy places the organism in Eukaryota, Metazoa, Chordata, Actinopteri, Lampriformes, Lampridae. The transcript has 6 exons. Gene Ontology annotation, molecular function: 4 iron, 4 sulfur cluster binding; catalytic activity.